This is a messenger RNA of Mesorhabditis belari, 1689 nucleotides long. NCBI's taxonomy places the organism in Eukaryota, Metazoa, Nematoda, Chromadorea, Rhabditida, Rhabditidae. The record is from the annotation of a GenBank genome assembly.
AUGGGUGGUGACGGCUUCGGCGCAAGAACGAGUGAUAACGCAAACGCUAGUGUUCGUACGGGAUUUGGUUGGCAGCGACAAGCUGUAGGCGGAAGAUCAGUUGGAUUCGGAAAUAUUGGCGGCUUCAGUGCGAGAUCAAAUGCUACCGCAAGCAAUACUGGAUUUGGUUCUCAACGGCAUGGUACAGGACAGAAGCAGAGCAACGACAAAACACGAUUAGUGGUUGAUGAUGAAAAAAGCAACGAUGACAUGUGUGAUCUCCCAGCAAACUCCAAAGUAGCAUUCAUUCCGCGGCGGCUAACAAAAUCGGAACUGUAUCAAUUGCGCAUCACCGCUGGAAAGCGAAGCGAGGAAAUGUACACAAUGAAGGUUCAAAUCACUACGGAAGGCCCACCCUUAGGUCUGAAGGCUAUUGAAUCAUUUGCUGACAUGGAACUGGUACCGGAUCUUCGAAGAUUUGUUGAAGAAUCCGGCUACACGACUCCAUUCCCAAUUCAACGCUGGGUGAUUCCAAUCGUGAAAGCAAAGCUUUGGAUUGUAUCAAAAUUUUGUGUUUUCGGUAAAACUGCGGCAUAUCUUCUACCAAUCCUUCAAAAUCUGCUUGCCGAGAACGACCUUGCCGAACCAGGCAUUUAUGCCUAUCCACGAUGCCUUAUUUUUGCUCCUACAAGAGAAUUGACGGAACAAAUUUAUAACGAAGGACGCAAAUUCCUGGAAGAAAAAAGUCCAAUUAUGGGCGCAGUUUAUGGCGGAAUUGAAAUGGUUCAUGCACGAAAAGAGCUGUCAAAGGGACCAUCUAUUAUUGUUGGAACGAUGGGAAGGCUCACGCACUAUAUCGAGCAGGGAAGUAUCAUUCUCUCGCACCUUCGCUAUGCUGUGAUUGAUGAAGUUGACCGGAUGCUCAACACUGAUGACUUUGCUGAAAAAAUAAGAUACAUAUUAUCAAAUGGCCCACCCAAGCAACAACGGACUACUUUGAUGUUCUCAGCAACGUUUCCGGAUAUCAUUCAACUUAUUGCCCAUGAACAUCUGCGACCAGACUCUGUGAUGAUUUCCAUUGACAAAAUCGGCUCCGCUAAUAAGUGCAUCAAACAGGAGUUCAUUGAGAUUAGCGAUCCUGCAAAGAAAAAGGAUCUGUUGCUGCAACUCUUAAAAGUGGAUGUCAAAAACUACGAGCUUCAAGAUGGCGAUAUCAGAAAGCUCAAAACUCUGGUUUUUGUGAAUCGCAAGACUUUCGCUGAUCACUUGGGACUUCUGCUGUCGGAGGCAGGGCUACCUGCUGCGACUAUUCAUGGAGACCGCGACCAAACACAACGAGACAAAGCGCUGGGAGAGUUUAAAGAUGGAAAAAAGCCAGUCCUGAUUGCAACAGCCGUGGCUGAGCGAGGCCUAGACAUUGUCGGUGUAGAUCAUGUAAUCAAUUAUGAUCUCCCAAGAACCAUUGAAGAAUAUGUACAUAGAAUCGGAAGAACUGGUCGAGUUGGCAACCCAGGCGUCGCAACCUCGUUCUUUGACACAAACGAGAAGGGGGAUCACCGCAUCGCAGCUGCUCUAGUUUCUACCCUCAUUGAUGCUGGACAGGAAAUUCCAGCCUUUCUGACGCAAUUAAUUGAUGGAAUUGAAAUGGAUGUUGAGUCACAGCCCAGAGUGGUGCCAAAACUCAAACCUAUUGAAGAGGAAGAAGAUUGG